This is a messenger RNA of Thlaspi arvense, 360 nucleotides long. NCBI's taxonomy places the organism in Eukaryota, Viridiplantae, Streptophyta, Magnoliopsida, Brassicales, Brassicaceae. The record is from the annotation of a GenBank genome assembly.
AUGAGGAACGUUAGCAAAACUCGGAACAUGUUACUGUUUGUGGUAACACUUGUAAUGGUGAUAGCGAACCACGAGGGAGAAGCCAUACAAUGUUCGCAGGUAAACAUGUACUUAGCACCGUGUUUGGCUUAUCUUAGAGGUGGAGGAACCCCGUCUGUACCGUGUUGCGGCGGACUCAACAGUCUAAAAGCCGCAGCGCCGGAGAAACCGGAUAAACAAGCGGCUUGUCAAUGCUUGAAGGACGCAGCUAAUGCAAUCCCAGGAAUCAUUGAUGAUAAUGCCAAACAACUCCCUGUUAAAUGUGGUGUUAAUCUCGGUGUCCCUUUCUCUAAAAGUGUCGACUGUACCAGCAUAAACUGA